Messenger RNA from Symbiodinium necroappetens, 1092 nucleotides. The record is from the annotation of a GenBank genome assembly. NCBI's taxonomy places the organism in Eukaryota, Dinophyceae, Suessiales, Symbiodiniaceae.
AUGGAUUCUCUGUCAGGUGUGGAAUUCAGAAAUCGGCUGCAGACGGAGUUUGACGGUGUCAAUCUCCCGAACUCAAUGGUUUUUGAUUAUCCCACGGUCACUGAACUUGCUGGCUUCAUCAAUGGCCAGCUUGGGGAUGCCCCAGAAUCUUCCACGCCAGCCAUGUCCACCUCCGCAGCCCCACAGCAAUCGCAAGAGCCCUUCGUGGAAGCGCUCAACUCGCUGUGCAAUGGAGGCUCUGAGACUGCGGCUAGCAAGCCAGUGUUCCUGGUACCUGGUGCAGGCAUGCAAGCGGGAAGCUUUAGAACCCUCGCCGCGCGCCUUGCGUUGGCCAGCUACGGCCUGAGCUGGCCCAAGAGUAUCCCCAGAGAAGAGUGGCCCAGCAGUCUCAAGGAGCUCGCGGAGCUCUUCUUCGCCGAGAUUCAGAAGGUCCAGCCUUCUGGUCCCUACAUUUUGGCGGGGCACUCCUUCGGCGCCAACGUCUGUUUGGAGAUAGCAGCCGUCGCCUCCUCGAAGGGGCAGCAAGUAUCUAUGGUAGUCCUGCUGGAUCCUCGAAGCUUGCUACCUCUUCAAGUGGACGUGCAAGCAGCGUUUGCCAAGUCAGGCCUUGCCGAAAGCUUGGCGCUGCUGGCACAGACUCUGCCGGGUGUAGAAGGAGCACGCUAUGCAGAGCUCUUGGACGCCCACGCAGGGGACGGCGACGAGGCCAUCAGGAAAGCCCUCAGUCCGGGGGCCCUAUCUUCCUUGGAGCACGUACAUGAAACCACGCAGUGGUACAGCGCUCUGCUCCAGCAGGGCGAGGCCCCGCCGGCGCUUCCAGGCACCAAAGUCGCAGUUCUGCGAGCCCCGGUGGCUUGGAAGUCGGCAAAGGCGAAUGAGACUACUGCGGAGAGGAUUGUGCGUGAGUUCCAAGCUCUCACCUUCCAAGAUGACAAGGAGGUUGCCAGCCAGCUUUCGGCCCUUUCGCAGGCGCCUGAAGUCCUCAAGGUGCCGGGCACGCACUUUAGCAUGCUCCACGAGCCGAACGUGAUUAAAGUGGCGUUCAAGGUCAUUUCAGCUUUGAACAGCAUGGAGGAGGAAGAUGAGGAGUAG